Messenger RNA from Coprinopsis cinerea okayama7#130, 1737 nucleotides. RefSeq lists its product as hypothetical. Gene Ontology annotation, biological process: DNA repair; telomere maintenance. The coding region runs from base 1 to 1737 and encodes 578 amino acids. Gene Ontology annotation, molecular function: DNA helicase activity. The transcript has 4 exons. NCBI's taxonomy places the organism in Eukaryota, Fungi, Basidiomycota, Agaricomycetes, Agaricales, Psathyrellaceae. The record is from RefSeq and is a predicted model, not a curated record.
AUGCUAACACUUUUGAAGCCCUGGCGGAGAUGGAAGGACUUGCGCAACGUGGAUGAAUCAUGGGAUGAAGCGUUUGUGGGGCAUAAAUUCACAGAUGAACAAAAAAAGCUACUAGCAAACUUCAAUCUGCGCUAUGAAUGUUUGGAUGACCGGGACGACUAUCACCGUCAAAUGCAAAAGCGACUGAGAGAAGCAAAACAGUUCACAGUCGGCCUGUGGGAUAAUAAUUCUGGUUUUGAAGAUUGGGAUGAGGAUGACUAUACCCGGUUUAUUGAACUCGAGAAUAAACUCGCAAUGGAUAUUGCUGAGGACAAAUUAGGGAGCAAGUUCAAGAACAAGCAAAAACAAAUGCAUGAGGCACAAGAACUCAUGAAGCGUGUUGGUUGGACGAAGAGAAUAAUUGCAGAAACAGCUAAUGGAGUGAGUUCCAUUAAAGAGAGGAUAUCAACUGGUUUUACAGCUAAUAGUUGGAGAGAAUCAGUCAAGUCUGCCAAAGAACGGUUGUUAAGAGAAAGGAGAAAGUACUUGGGGUCUAAUAUCAAUGAAACAAAAGAGAAUAAAGACAAUGAUGAAAACGUAGCAGACAAGAAAGGUGAACAAGUGAAAUUGCUUAAUAUAAAUUGGUUCCAGAAAGACUACAAGGCGCAAAAAGAAGAAGAACAGGAUAUUAUAGAUACCACUGUUAAAGAGUUCAGCCUUAAUGAGGAACAAGAAAGGGCAUUUAGGAUUAUUGCUAAUCAUUCAACAAAGUCAGGUGAAGAGCAACUUAGAAUGUAUCUAGGAGGUAUGGGAGGGACUGGAAAAUCCCAAGUUAUCAAGGCUGUAAUUUCUAUGUUUAAUAAACGUAACCAAGGUCACCGGUUCAUUGUUUUGGCACCUACAGGAACAGCAGCCGCUCUAUUGAACGGGUCAACUUAUCAUUCAAUGCUAGGCAUCCGAAUGGCUGAUGCUGAAAAUGAAAUAGUGAAGUCAGACUCUAGAACAGUUCAGGAGGUGAGGUCAAGAUUGCUGGGUGUGCAGUAUAUUUUCAUAGAUGAGGUUUCUAUGAUUGCGUGCCACGAACUGUACACUAUAAGCAAGCGACUUGCUCAUAUAACCAAUAAGCCUGAUCUGCCCUUCGGAGGAAUGAACAUGAUUUUUGCUGGGGACUUCGCACAAUUACCGCCAACCAAGGGGAUGUCUCUUUACAGUAACGCUAUGGAGAAGGUUCAAGAUGCACGAAUGACAAGACGUCAGCAAGAGACUACCUUGGGAAAGAUUCUAUGGCACCAGGUGACAACAGUUGUGAUUCUACGCCAAAAUAUGCGGCAAAAGUCACAGACUGAGGAAGACGGAAAGCUUCGAAAAGCAUUGGAGAAUAUGCGGUUUGCGGCUUGUACAGCAGAGGACAUAGAGUUCUUGAGAACAAGAAUUGUAGGUGAUCGCCCUGGACGCCCAAAACUUACUGACAAAGAGUUCCAUAAUGUUUCCAUUAUUACAGCAUGGAAUUCGCAGAAGGAUGCAUUGAAUGAAAUGGGGACAGCUAGGUUUGCAGAGGAAACUGGACAAGAGAUCAGGUACUUCUACUGCCAGGAUUCCGUUGGAGCUGACUCUAACACUGGACCUGUUGAGAAACUGGAGAGAGGGCGAAUGCCCAUAUCGAUUGAAUCGGCAGUCGGGCACAAACACGAGUCCGUUAGCGCUUCCAAACCUCUUGGUGACGGGGAGCUCUCCCGGCUCUACCAAGUCCAACCCUAG